AUGCAGCGUGCUCUCUCCUCGCGGGCGCGGGCCUCGGUCCUGUCCUCUGCUGCUGCCACCAAGUAUCGGGCCGGCGCGGGUCUUUCGCAACAGGUUCGGUUUGCGCACAAGGAACUGAAGUUUGGUGUCGAAGGCCGAGCUUCGCUACUGGCCGGUGUCGAGACCCUCGCCAAAGCCGUGGCCACAACGCUCGGUCCCAAAGGCCGAAAUGUACUGAUUGAGUCAAGCUACGGCUCUCCCAAGAUUACCAAGGAUGGUGUCACUGUCGCCAAAGCUAUCAGCUUGCAGGACAAAUUCGAAAAUCUUGGUGCACGGUUACUCCAAGAUGUCGCCUCUAAGACGAACGAAUCCGCUGGUGACGGAACGACGAGCGCAACCGUGCUAGCUCGUGCUAUCUUUUCGGAAACCGUCAAGAACGUUGCUGCCGGGUGCAACCCCAUGGACCUGCGACGUGGCACCCAAGCCGCUGUGGACGCUGUUGUGGAAUACCUUCAGAAGAACAAGCGGGAUAUCACCACGUCCGAAGAGGUCGCCCAGGUCGCCACUAUUAGUGCCAACGGAGAUACUCAUAUCGGCAAGUUGAUUGCCAAUGCUAUGGAGAAAGUCGGCAAGGAGGGCGUCAUUACCGUCAAGGAGGGCAAGACGAUGAACGACGAGCUAGAGGUGACGGAAGGUAUGCGAUUCGACCGCGGCUACGUGUCGCCCUACUUCAUCACCGACGCCAAGUCGCAGAAGGUCGAAUUCGAGAAGCCCCUCAUCCUGCUUUCCGAGAAGAAGAUCUCCGCCGUGCAGGAUAUCAUCCCUGCUCUAGAAGCUUCGACCCAGCUGCGAAGGCCUCUCGUCAUUGUCGCCGAGGAUAUCGACGGCGAAGCUCUGGCUGUUUGCAUCCUCAACAAGCUCCGGGGCCAACUCCAGGUUGCCGCCGUCAAGGCACCCGGCUUCGGUGACAAUCGGAAGUCGAUACUCGGCGAUAUCGCCGUCCUCACCAACGGCACCGUCUUCACCGAUGAACUUGACAUCAAGCUGGAGAAGGCUACCCCUGAUAUGCUAGGUUCAACUGGCUCCAUUACCAUCACCAAGGAGGAUACCAUCAUCCUCAACGGGGAAGGCAGCAAGGACUCGAUCGCUCAGCGAUGUGAACAGAUUCGCGGCGUUAUGGCCGACCCUACCACAUCUGAAUACGAGAAAGAGAAGCUACAAGAACGUCUUGCCAAGCUCUCUGGUGGUGUUGCGGUCAUCAGGGUUGGCGGCUCGUCCGAGGUUGAGGUCAGCGAGAAGAAGGACCGCUUUGUCGACGCUCUGAACGCCACGCGCGCUGCUGUCGAGGAGGGUAUCCUGCCUGGCGGCGGUACUGCUCUGCUCAAGGCUGCUAGCAACGCCCUGGGAGACGUGAAGUCGGCCAACUUCGAUCAGCAACUCGGUGUUAGCAUCAUCAAGAACGCCAUUACCCGACCGGCCCGGACGAUCGUAGAGAACGCUGGCCUGGAAGGGUCUGUGGUUGUCGGCAAGCUGAUGGACGAGUUCGGCAAGGAUUUCAACAAGGGCUUCGAUAGCUCCAAGGGAGAGUACGUGGACAUGAUCCAGGCCGGCAUCCUUGACCCGCUCAAGGUUGUGCGAACCGGGCUCGUCGACGCCAGCGGCGUCGCGUCUCUGCUCGGCACCACGGAGGUUGCCAUCGUCGAGGCGCCCGAAGACAAGGAGCCUGGUGGUGGUGGUGGCAUGGGCGGCGGCAUGGGCGGCAUGGGCGGCAUGGGGGGGAUGAUGUAA
Molecule: messenger RNA, 1767 nt
Organism: Durotheca rogersii
Lineage: Eukaryota; Fungi; Ascomycota; Sordariomycetes; Xylariales; Xylariaceae
Product: heat shock protein 60
Exons: 3
Coding region: 1-1767 (588 amino acids)
Biological process (GO): mitochondrial unfolded protein response; protein import into mitochondrial intermembrane space; protein refolding
Cellular component (GO): mitochondrial inner membrane; mitochondrial matrix
Molecular function (GO): protein-folding chaperone binding; ATP-dependent protein folding chaperone; ATP binding
Source: RefSeq, a predicted model, not a curated record